CACAUGACGCUGACGUCAUGCGGAAUGCGGACCAGAAAACGCAUAUUGUCAGAAAUAAGUGACCUGAAAACAAAUUGACAGACACCAGAGCUGCAGAAAAUGCUUCGUUUUAUCUGCUGUUGCUGCUUCUCUAGUGAAAAUUCCGGGAACGAGAGGCAGCCUCUCCUACAGCCCAGACCACCUGACUUGACUGAAGCUGGAUCAGCCCGGCAGAUCCCACCCGCACGCAGUGCACUGACUGUUAGACGGGUUGGCAGGCUGGUGAUGAGGCGAGUGGGCGUGCCAGAGUUGGACCAGAGGUUUUCUGACGCGGCCGAGACCUUCAAUGAACAACAGGAGCACUACGAGGCCUUGGUCCGACACAUCAACAACCUGCAACGGAGCUGCGACUGUGCCCAGGGUGAUACCCUGGCUUUUGCUGAAUGUGUUGGAAAAAUCAGAGAGGAGUACAAAGCCACACACAGGGUCUCUAUUAAGCUGAAAGGCUAUGACUUCUCCUUCAGUGUGCUUCCUGUGGGGAUAGAGGGUGAGUGUGAUGAUGAACCGCUGCCUCCACAUCUGAAGUUGGCUCAGGAUGAACUGAGGGGCGCCUCUGAGAAGGUCAGAGCCACCAUCUCGAAAGGUACCGCACUUCAAGAGCUGUUUGGCUGGCUGCUCCGGAGCAAGGAUCAAAUGGCUGACCAGGUGAAGGGGGCAGCACCAACAUACCAGGAGCAAGGAAGACUGACUGAGAACCUGGAGGAGAACAUGAGGGAAGUGAAGAGAGCGAAGGAGUUGUCAAUGGAUUACAGACAGCGAGCUGGAGAAGUCCUCACUGAGGCUGCACAGAUCGCAGGGGCUUAUUUGUAGCUCAUUUGUAGCUUAUGUAUAUUUUAAAUUCUUUAUCUGAACUCACAAAUUACAUUUUAUAUAUUUUGUUUCUUUAUAAAGUCUGUAAACACACACAGCCAGGCUACUGUUGCUGCUGAGAUGGAAGAAAAUUUUACCAGCUAUCUUGUCCUUUUUCUUGAUAUACAUGCCACUUACAAACUCAACAACAGUCACUUUGUGAACAUGCACAAGGCUGCCACAUAUCAGUGUCUGCACUCAUAUCCUGGCAUCUGCUGCAACAUCAGGAAUGUUUGAAAUAUGUCAGAACAGAUAGGUAUACACGGUGCUUGGCAGGCCUUUGCAGCCUCUUUUUUCAUGUUUAUUUACAAGGACAUGUGAUCAUAUUUUAGUGAAUAUGGCAGACUUGCACUUACACUUAAAAUACUGCACAUUUGUUUGUGAAAAGAAAUAAAUGUUUCUAAAUAUCUGUAAUUUUACCACCUAACAUUAGGGGCGCUACAGACUCAUUUUACUGUUGUAACAUUCGCUUUUUGAUUCGCAUUCGUUUGAUUUUGUCUGUCUCUCAGACAUUGCACUUCAUGGAACACGUUUCCCUGAAACCUAAAGUCCCUGGUAUCUACACAAUGAAUUUACAACUGUUUUUUUAUUUAAUUAGGAACUUAUAUUUUUGCAAAACUUUGCCUUGUGGAAGUAUUGUUCUAAUGCAGGAGUAUUUGGGUUGUGAAUUGCACUGCAUAGCACAUUACUUAUAAUGCCAUAGAGGACAAGACAGGACAGAAAACAGUUUCCCAUAGCAGCAAAGGGAACUCGGCUUGUUGUGUCCUUUUGCUAUUGUAGCAUUCAGGCAGAGCAGAUUUGCUGCUUAUCAUCUACAAAAGCCCCAUUUCAUUUAUUAACUGAUUAAAAACUGCAGCUUUGCAGCAUCUGUUAAUGUGAAAGCAAACAAGCACAGGGCCAUAUGCCAUCUUGAUAAUUCAUUUUGGAAAAUCCAUUGUUUCAGAGGUCAUUGUCAAGUGGUCAUGCAUUAUUUAUCCAAGAGAGACCGUUUUAGAGUACUGCCUUAAGCUUCACAGAUUAAUUUGGCAUAAAGUGUGCAGGGUGUGGUGGGUAAAACCACUAAGUUGAUCUCAUAAUGAAAAGGAUUUGUAAAUAUAACAUAAAUAUAAUGUUGUUUAAUAAUAAUAAUUGUAUUUGUUUAAUAGGGGCAACCAAUCUUAACUAUGUCCUUAAUGACAGUGACUAGAUCCAGUGUCCGUGCGACAAAUGUUUAAAAUUGAAAAUUUUAACUGAUCCAUGAUUAAUAUAUGAAUACACUGUAUUUUAAUCAAACGAAUCAAAGAGAAAUCACUAAUAACUAAACGGCAAUCAACUGUUUAUAUGCUAAAGUAUAUAUUAUUACAAUCCUAUAUUCCAACUAUAAACAAAUAAAUAUAUAAAUGACUUA
Messenger RNA from Lates calcarifer (barramundi perch), 2275 nucleotides. RefSeq lists its product as uncharacterized. NCBI's taxonomy places the organism in Eukaryota, Metazoa, Chordata, Actinopteri, Centropomidae. The record is from RefSeq and is a predicted model, not a curated record. The transcript has 4 exons. Bases 100 to 849 code for a protein of 249 amino acids.